CUCUUUGAUUUUGCUUUAUUUACUAUCAACCUCAAGUUAUGGUUUUGGAUUGAAAAUUAGGUUAACUCUGUUUUCAUGCUAGCAUUCAUAAACACUUUUGGCAUAUUGGUAAGUGAAGUUGAACACUUUGUUGAAGGAAUAUAUGACUUGAUGCCUGUGAAAUUGCGAAGGGUGAUGUUUCAGGGUCUCUGGUGGAGUUUGACAGGGCAAUUGAGUUGGACCCUUGUCAAAAGGGGCCUCUCCCUUUACUACCUUGAUAGAUUUGAAGAAGGAGCUGAGCAGUUUCGGCUAGAUGUUGCACAAAAUCCGAAUGAUACCGAAGAGAAAAACGAAUAUGUGAAUCUUCACAAAUCUGCAGCAAGUUAUGGAGGAUUUUGAUUAUUGAUGACAAACUUGGAUCA
Molecule: messenger RNA, 401 nt
Organism: Arachis ipaensis
Lineage: Eukaryota; Viridiplantae; Streptophyta; Magnoliopsida; Fabales; Fabaceae
Source: RefSeq, a predicted model, not a curated record